This is a messenger RNA of Argentina anserina (silverweed cinquefoil), 752 nucleotides long. RefSeq lists its product as uncharacterized. Lineage: Eukaryota; Viridiplantae; Streptophyta; Magnoliopsida; Rosales; Rosaceae. The record is from RefSeq and is a predicted model, not a curated record. Bases 87 to 428 code for a protein of 113 amino acids. The transcript has 3 exons.
CUUGACACCGACGCGCCAAACCACCGUCCUUCCUACGCCUUCCGCUUCGCUCCGGCCGCUGCACCGCCUCUGUUCAACCUAUUUCGAUGUCGCCGACGCGUUUCCGGCUUUCACUUUUCCGAUUGGCGAUCGUAGAAGGAGAAAUCGCCUUGAACAGUGUCAAACAUCAAGGUGGCACCUGCGUUUGCAGCCACCAAUUCAAUUUAAUUUGCUUGGUGAGGUAUCAAGAAGCUGAUUUAAUUAUUCGACUUUACCUUGACGGAUUUUGCUUCACCAAAUUCGUGAGGAAGCUUCUGCCAUUUGGGAAAUUUGAAGGGUUGCUGCCCAGAUCUCCUCUCAUCUGUUUCCAAGAAGUGGCGACUCACAUCUCGAGGACCUUGGGGAACACUGAUCAAUCUUCAUCGACUGGUUUGGUGAGUAGGCGGUGAUUCCGCUCAAUGGUGAAGGGUCGGGUCAGACCACUUGAAGUCGACCGGCAGCAUUGAUGGUCGGCGGAGUAUUUUUCUACUAGGCCAUACGGUGUUAGGACCACACUCAUUACAUGGAAUACAAGAUCUCUUUAAGCACUUGUUAAUCUAAUCUGUCUUCUUCAUCUAUAAUGUCCCUUUGAAGACUAAGUCAAGCUGUACUCUUUUGUUCUCUUUUGGCCUCCUAAGAUGUAGGAUCCUUUUGUACUUUGUUGUGGCAUCUGCCCACCCUUUUAGCUUCAUAUAUUGUACUUGGCUGAUCUAGCAAUCAAUCAAUGAAAAUAC